UAAAUUUCAAAAGUUUAUAUGAUCUUUGGUCAGCCAAGGAAGUGCAGAAUAAAGGUCUUUAUUUUACGAUCGAUUUGUUUUUAAACGUAGUUUUGUCUUCGAUCUCACGCUAUGGCUUCUGUUACUGCUUAUUUAGAUAGUAUGGCCGAAUUGAUGAGCGAGGAAGGGCGGAAUUUUACGAGAAAACCUAUUGGGGAAAGAUGGCCACCUUUGGGAGCACCUUCAAGCGAACUCGCUCAAGAAACUAGCGAACGAACUAGGUAAGGGUCUGGUUAAUCACAUGGCCAAAUAUUUAAUUGCUGAUCCGAUCGUACAGUAGCUAAAUUACGGUAUAAAACUGCUCAGAAAACUUUGUACUCAUUUGAAAAGUACCGCCUGGGUUUAAUAAUUAUACAAGAUUUGUUUGAAGUUGUAACCUGAUAUAUUUUGAAAUUAGCGCUAUUGAAUUGCCUCGUUUUUCAAUAAAUCCCCGCUUUAUUUUAUACUCGGGAUAAACUUUAAUUCACGGCCUAUCCCAGCACAAAAUAAGGGAUAUUUUUUAUGAAGAAAGAGGCAAUUCUAUUAACUAAUCAAUAUAGAUCGCUCUGUGGGUCGUAUAUUAUUGCAAUUUUUUGAAUACAGAUUUAUAAAUAGUAAAAUUUGGUAGAAUAUUUUAAAAUUCGGCUAUAGUUAAAUAGAAUAAAUCUUCCUUUUAGAUCUAAAUGCUGAGGUCUUGUAUCUUUGCAUAGGAAACUAGUGUUGGGAAUUUUAAUAUUUUUAGCAGAUGUUUUGCUAAGAAGUUCCUUUAUUAAAUUGGAGGAAAAAAUCGGCCCACGCUCCAAUGAACUAAUUUGUGGGAGUACAAUCAAAGACGAAUGUUUCAAAGGAUUUUUUGUUUCUAUUGACAACAGCAAGACAUAUUACUAGUAUUAGUAUGCAGAAAAGCAAUUAAGUGUUGAUUUGUUACAAAUGUGGCGAUGGAAUUUUUUGUUGAUUGUGAAAUUUGAAAUUGGGAUAUCUUGAUUUUGGAUGAAAUUUGUGGUUUUGGAUUUUGGUAAAAUAGAGUGGAAAUCGAUUGUCGGGGGAGAUGUAAUCAGUGGAUUAGAUAUUUGAAUUUAUUCGGUGUCGAUUUUUUUAUUAAUUUUGAGUCCUUAAUUAAUGCAAUGAGAUUGUUGUUGGCUUGAAAGUAGUUAAAAUUUAAAUGUGUUGUAUUUGAUAAUCGUAGAUUUGUUCAAUCUAUACUCAGACAUUCCAACUCUCCCGAUUUUACCGGGAGUCUCCCGAAAAUUCAUGCAAUCUCCCGGUCUCCCGAUUUUUAUCAAAUUCUCCCGAUUUUUCAGAAUAUUCAGGAAAUAUCAUAAAAAAUUAUAAAUAUACUGUUUUUAGCAACAUACUGUAAUAGUCUGUCUUGACCAUUUUUGAAGUUGCUUUAUGGCAAUUUAUAGAAUCACUUAAAAUAACAUAGUCCCAAAAUGCAGGAAACGCCAUUUCAGAAGACUUAAUUUUUAUUAUUUUUUCCCAGAAGAACUAGAUUUCAAUUCACUGAACAGUCUCCCUAAAUUUUACCUCCAGUGGUUGGAAUGUCUGCUAUACUAGAUAUAGAUCAUCUGUGGCAAUAUUUUUGAAUGAAUGAAUGGCAAUGUUUUUGAAUGAAUGAAUGAAUGAACGAAUGAACUGUCUGUCUUGUCUGCCGUCUACAGUACACUGCAGCAAAUUUUUCUUUAAUCAUAUGUGUCCAGACGGAUCAUUACUGAUCAGAUCGGUGAAUUCUAAGUUUUGAAGGAUUUGUAAGAAUUGUAAAAAGAAGAACAUUUCGUGAAUGUUUAACAUUAAGUCAGUUUGCUCAAUCCGAUGAAAAAUUCCUACUGUGAUCACAUAAAUUUUGAGAGUGUAAACAUUGUAGACUAUAGUAGCAAAUAAAUCUGAUGACUGAAAUGAUAACUGACAGUGACCUGCCUACAAAUGAUUAUUUUACUUGGAAGGACAAAUGUCUGGCCAAGCCUAACAUUGGUCGGACAUUUAUCCAUUUUUUCCGGACAGCGGACAAAGUAAAAUUUUUCAUAUUUUGUUUUGAAAAUUUUUUUUCUUGUCAUAUUAGUUUGCACUGCGAUGCAUCUAAAACCUAGUAUAUAUCUACCAGUCCUAAUACAUCAAUAAAUUAUGGUUCAGGUUAUACAGAACUAAUUUAAUUUAUACCAUGUAUACAAAGGUGAUGUAGAUUUAUAAUUAAAUCUUACUGCUUAAUGCAGCAAGAAAUAGUGGAGAAGUGCUGUCUAUAGUGCUUUCUUGUUGGUUUCAUUAAUAAAAAAAUGUGUUAAAAUAAACAAUUUUUUGAGAUUGGAGAUUUGACCAGCCUAAAUUGGUCGGUCACAUGUCCAUUGUCCAGUCAUAAAAAGCUUUGAUCUGACAAAAGGUAAAAUUUGGCCCGUCAAUGUCCGAUGACCGGCACCAAUUUGCAGGCCUGUAAUCUGCCUAAUUCCAGUGCAUCUCACUGUGUUGUUGUAACUCUGGUUCACCCCAGAGAGAUUUACAUAUGUAAACGUCAUUGAGAACGUGUCGGGCAUUAAUGGAUUAAAAAAUAUUUUCACAGAUCUGAAUCUGAGCUGUUGAAAAAACUUGAAGAAGAACAUGAACAAUUGAAUUCAUCUUUGUUGGCGUUAACAACGCAUUUUGCUCAGGUGAGAAAUGAUUGAUAAGCAUUGUGUAAUGAUAAAUAUUCAGUGAUUGAGAAUGAGGCCUAUGUAUUCAUUGAGUACAUAUUCAUAAAUAGAGUAGGGUGAAUAUACUUUUUGUCCUAUUAAGUUGCAUUGCACCCUAAUAUGUGCUACUUUAUUAUUUUACUCUGUCUAAUGCCAGACGAUUUUACUUGCCAAGGGGAAAGCACUCUGGUGCUCAAUGGGUGAAUUUUCUUUUUUACUUGUUUAUUUGCAUAUAUAGGUUCAGUUUAGGUUGAAACAAGUUGUGGGAGCUCCAAAAUCUGAUCAAGAGGUAACGAUGGAGUCAAAACAUGAUUCCCCUUAUUACGUUUUCGUAGCGCUUUGCAUUAUGGUUAUAGUGGUAUCACUGAUAAAUAUAGUGCCUUCAAAUGAAAAUAUUGAAUGUUUUCGCGAAUAUUUUGCUGUUGGCUAUCAUGCACCUGGUCAACCCUAGCUUUUUUAAAAGUUCUUGCAUGGGUCGGGACAAAAAAUAAGCCAUCUUGAAUAUCAGUGAUACUACUAUAACCACAAUGCAAAGUGCUAUGAAAACAUAAUAAGGGGAAUCAUCAAUUAUAUGUGUAUAUGCAAAUAUAUCCUUGUUCUAACUCAUAGUUUCGGGUUAAACAAUACUUUACAUCUUGGGUCUUAAAUUUGUAUUGGCUUAAGUAGGUGGCAAUAAUAAUUGGAGUGAUGAUAUAUAUUAGGUAUAGCAGCAUGUUUUCGAUCAUUUACUAUACAUAUUACACAACUUAUUUUUGUAAUUCUAUGUAGAACUUACUGCAAAGUUUGGAGAAAUUUGCAUUUGAAGGAAUCCCUGAUGUAGAUGGAGCGAAACCUGUGACAAAACUAAGGAAGAAAUCUGUAAGUAGCACAAUGAUAUUACGAUUGAUGUACCUGGAAAAUUUUGAAUUUUCGGAGAAUAAUUGCCAUCUGUGAAACUGUUUACUGUAGACUGUCAAAGGAUAUGAGAAGAGGCUUCAAGAUCAGAAACAAAAACAAGAAAAGUUAAUAACGCAAUUGAGAAAACAGUUGGAAGAAAUGGAAGCUGCUGUCGUGAAGGUGAAUAACAGGACCAGCAUGGCUUAAAAAAUCUAGAUAGUGAUAUCUAGAACUGAUAGAGCUAUCCAACAGUGAACUCAAUGUUUUUGGAUCAAUGUUUCAUGUUUGAUUGUUAUAAAUAUAUGGAUAUUCCAGGAUUAGAAAUAAAUGUUUGUUCAUAGUCUGAAGGAUUUUAGACUGAGAUAAAUGGUUUGCAACAAAACAAUUCUUUAUCAUUUGUUGUUUAGGGUGCAAGUGAAACUACAGAUAGUCCUCAAAAAUUGAUAGAAAAACAGAAAUUACUUUUAUCUCAACUCAGGUACAUCGUGUUUAAAUAUGAGGAAAAAUAUUGAGGAAACACAUGUACUCAUGAAGUAACUAUUUCUAUAUUUUCUUGUGCUUUUCUCAUUUAUAGUUCGCAUGAAAAAGGUGCAGGUUCUUCACGAAGACACAGGGUGAGAUACAGCAACAUUACAAUAUUAGAGUAUGUCUGUUCAUUGAUAUACAGGGUGUCUCAAAAAGUUAUAAUUUCAAUGCAUGAGUCCCAUACAGAACCAUGGGUGCAUGCAUAAACACAAUUGAAUCAAAUUUUAUGAAUGGAAGUUAUUUAAAAGCUUUUGGUAUCGUUCAACAUAUGAAUAUGAUUAUGUGCUGAUUAAUUUAAUGCAGCGCAUAAACCAGUAAAAAUUCUUUGUUCUGUAGUCGGUAAUUGAACCAUUUUUAAUCGAAUUGAUGGGAUUGUUUUAACUUUCAAUUAGAUUUUUCAUGUACAAUUUAUGCAGUUUUAUUAUGCUUGUACGAUUACAAUGUAUUCUAAACUCCCAGAGGUAAUGAAGUUUGGCUGUUUACAAUAAAAUGAUGAUUUCUAAAGCGUCACUUUUUUGAGACACACUGUAUAACAAUUAUUCAAUCAUGAGGUUGUAUCAAUCGAAGCCAAAGACUAAGUACAAUGCGAAAACCAAAUUCAAUAAUUGUUUUAUUAUUAUUAACCAUCCACCAUGAUUAAUUGUGAUGUCUUAUUUUUUGUAGGAUGAAAUAAGCGAUAAAAUUCCAAAGGUAAAGAAUACAUAUCUUAGUUACUACACUGAAAGCAUGAUACACACAGCAGGUUUUCUUGACUGAGUUACUAAUUUAUCUAUCAAUUUAGGAGCAAGUUAUAAAACAGAUUACAAAACAGAUCAUGGAUCUGGAAAAGUUCAUUAAACUUUUACAAGGUAUGGCAUAAGAAGCCAUCAUUGUUGUUGGAAAGGGUUCAAAAAUACUUCGGCGUUUCAAAAGGAGAUUAUAGUCAUUGGUAACGCAAUAGUUUAAUUAUUUUUUUAGGUGAAACAGGUUUGAGUCCAAAGAAAUGCUCAAAGUGUUCAAACUGCUCGUGUGAACAUGAACAUGAAAGUGAAGCGUCAUCAUCUCGUGUUGCAGAAAAACAGAAGAAAAAGAAAGCCAAUUUGCAAAAUGCUUUACAG
This is a messenger RNA of Paramuricea clavata, 5176 nucleotides long. NCBI's taxonomy places the organism in Eukaryota, Metazoa, Cnidaria, Anthozoa, Malacalcyonacea, Plexauridae. The record is from the annotation of a GenBank genome assembly.